AUGGCUUCUCACCAGCAGCACCCUUUUGCUGCUGCACAGGUGGCCGAGAAAGUCAUGAGGAGGGUCGAAAUUGCAAAGGUUGCUCGAAAUCUUCAAGACUGUCUAGCCUUUGCAAGCUUCAAGGCCCAGAAUGGCUGGCAAGAUCGAACCCUCUCUACCAUCGAGCCCGAGUUCACCGAAAAGCUCAAGAGAAAGAGACCGUUCCUUGACGAUGACCUCCCCUCUGAUGGCUCGUCUACAUCCGACGACGAUUUUGUCUCCACCUCCUCCAUGGGAAACAAUCGAUUCUCAAAACUUGCAAAUGCCACCUUCAAGGUCCCUGAGCACCCCUUUGGUUCGAGGAAGAGAGUCCGAGCCAAUUCCAUUGGUCUAGAAAGACCUUCCGAGACCGUGACCUGGAAGCAAAACCAUCGUCUCUCACAUUCCUCACCCGUGCUGGGCCGGUCACAGUCCUUCCAAGAUCAUGGAAUGUUCCAAGCGGACACGCCGACUCUUCCUCGUUCGACACAUGACGACUCUCCUAUGUUUGACGUUCACUCAGACGACGAUGAUCAUGACCUGCCCAUGCCUUCUUUUGCCCACGAACCGUCCAGCAGUAUUCUAUCUUCUUCACCACCACGAACACCACCACCGACCAAGCGUCUUCUCAAUGUUCAUCCUAAACAAGCUGGAGCUGACCUGCUCCUAUACCUUGCCAAUUCACCUUCACGUUCACCAGCGGUCAAUCUUCACCACUCUCUCCUCGAUACCCCUUCUACUCCCCCAGCCCAGCACACACACCUACCCUCUUCGGUCAUGACCACACCUGGUGCUAGUCUGGGAUUGUUCAAUGGAGCUUUACAAACCCCUGGCCAGAACUUCAACCUUGCCGAUUUUUGCAAUGUGACCCCUUCUCCCGGCCCUGCUCAAUGGGGGGGACGAACACCACUCGCAAAGACUCCGAGUCGAUUUGCACGAAGAUCUCUCAACUUUGAUACACUGCAACCACCAUCUGGUAGCCCAACACUGCAACGCAAAGGCUCUACCAAUCACGGCCUUGCCCUGGAAUUAGGCGAAGAACUUAUCCCAAGAUCAUGA
Exophiala bonariae is the source of this 1077-nucleotide messenger RNA. RefSeq lists its product as uncharacterized. The record is from RefSeq and is a predicted model, not a curated record. The transcript has 2 exons. NCBI's taxonomy places the organism in Eukaryota, Fungi, Ascomycota, Eurotiomycetes, Chaetothyriales, Herpotrichiellaceae. The coding region runs from base 1 to 1077 and encodes 358 amino acids.